This is a messenger RNA of Anolis carolinensis (green anole), 5438 nucleotides long. RefSeq names its product solute carrier family 38 member 4 (gene slc38a4). The record is from RefSeq and is a predicted model, not a curated record. Gene Ontology annotation, molecular function: L-amino acid transmembrane transporter activity. Bases 497 to 2152 code for a protein of 551 amino acids. Gene Ontology annotation, biological process: amino acid transmembrane transport. Gene Ontology annotation, cellular component: plasma membrane. The transcript has 16 exons. Lineage: Eukaryota; Metazoa; Chordata; Lepidosauria; Squamata; Anolidae.
UUGGCUAUCUGCCUUUCCACCUAAAAUCUGCUCUAACUUCUAGCUGGUGUUUUGGUACUGAAGACGAGUUUAGUAUUUUAUGUACAUCUAUGGACCUCAUGUGCCUGUGCUGUUGUGCUAUAAAUAAAUAUGUGACUGAAUGUUUGUUGGGAAUGGCAUGUUUGCAUCGAACUGAACAGUGGCUGUUUGGUAGUGAUCUAGAGAUUAAUUUUCUUGUGUUAAAGAGUUAGGAAAUACGUACUUGUCAAAUAAACUAAAUAUGAAGCUGAAGAAAGAGGAAGAAAUGACAAGUGCACUAUGGCAGAUUCUGUUACUAGUUUUAGUUCUACAAUGUUUGGCUCAUCUUCCUGAAUACAAUCAGGAAUUGCUGUCUCAACAGAGUGUUCCGAGAGUCAACAUAUUGUGUCGGCAGACCCUUUAACGCAGAAGGUACAGUUCUGUUGACACUGAAGACACCUCAGAGUGUGUCCGUGUGUGUGUGUACUAGAAAUUGCUGAUGGCUCAAAUGGAUCGCAUGGAACUGAAAAAAGUCAACACAGAACUUGAUGAGGAGAGCAACAGCGGGGAAAGCACUGAAGACACCUACACCGACAUGGGAGAUCCAGAGAAGUCCACCAUUAGCAGUCAGUUUGUAGGUGACGAUGCAGAAAGUCAGAAGUUCCUUACCAAUGGCUUCCUUGGUAAAAAGAAAUUGGAAAACUAUACAGAGGAAUAUCAUCCAGGAAAUAUUUCAUUUGGGAUCUCAGCAUUUAACCUGAGCAAUGCCAUCAUGGGCAGUGGCAUCUUAGGGUUGUCCUAUGCCAUGGCCAACACUGGAAUUGUACUUUUCAUAAUCUUACUGCUCAGCGUAGCCAUAAUGUCUCUGUAUUCGGUUCACCUACUACUGAAAACAUCCAAAGAAGGAGGCUCCCUAAUAUAUGAAAAAUUAGGCGAAAAGGCAUUUGGAUGGCCUGGAAAAAUUAGUGCUUUUAUUUCUCUUACAAUGCAGAACAUUGGAGCAAUGUCGAGCUACCUCUUUAUCAUUAAGUAUGAACUCCCUGAAGUUAUCAGAGUAUUUCUAGGCCUUGAAGAGAAUUCUGGGGAAUGGUAUCUUAAUGGAAACUACCUCGUAAUAUUUGUGAGCAUUGGAGUUAUCCUUCCACUUUCCCUUCUAAAGAACUUAGGAUAUCUUGGCUAUACAAGUGGAUUUUCGCUAAUGUGUAUGGUGUUCUUUCUCAGUGUGGUGAUCUACAAGAAAUCCCAAAUUCCUUGUCCACUCCCACACUUGGACAAUAGAAUUAGCAACUGGUCCUCCAAUGGCACUACAGUUCCAUUACACGUAGUAAUGCUACCCAAUGACUCUGCUAAUUCGGGCCUCAACUUGAUGAUAGAUAAUGACCACAAGCAGUAUUCAAGUUUUGAAGAAAACAUUGAUAAAUUCCACCAGAGUGGGGUCAAAUAUGAAGCCCACGAAGAGGAGAAUGACAUGUGCCGACCCAAGUAUUUUGUAUUUAACUCACGGACUGCCUAUACAAUACCAAUUCUUGCAUUUGCAUUCGUGUGCCACCCUGAAGUAUUACCCAUCUACAGUGAACUAAAAAACCGAUCUCGGAAACGGAUGCAAAAUGUUUCUAACGUCUCCAUCACUGGGAUGCUUAUUAUGUAUCUACUGGCUGCUCUAUUUGGCUAUCUUACUUUCUAUGGUGAGGUGGAAGAUGAGCUGCUUCACACAUACACCAAAGUGUACAAUUUUGACACUCUGCUUUUGAUGGUCCGCGUUGCUGUACUUGUAGCUGUGACCCUGACUGUACCUAUAGUCCUAUUUCCGAUCCGUACAUCAGUUACGGCACUUUUGUUCCCUGGAAGGCCUUUCAGUUGGAUAAGACACUUUCUAAUUGCAGCUGUUAUACUUAUAUUCAAUAAUAUCCUAGUCAUCUUUGUCCCUACUAUUAAAGACAUCUUUGGAUUCAUAGGUGCUUCUGCUGCCACUAUGCUGAUCUUUAUUCUUCCUGCUGCCUUCUAUCUUCGGAUUGUCAAAAAAGAGCCUUUCAGGUCACCUCAGAAGAUUGGAGCCUUGGUUUUCCUGAUUGUCGGCAUCAUCUUCAUGAUUGGGAGCAUGACUCUAAUUGUCCUGGACUGGAUUUACAAUUCUCCUGGUUCCAAUCAGCAUUAAUCUGAAAGGAAAUAGAUGCUGCUUCUUUUUUCUGGAAAUGGUAGAAUGCCAUCAUCCAAAAAGAAAGAAAAAACUUUUGACAUAUUGAAGAGGACAUUACUUCUAGUCAAUUUCUGCAAAAUUCCAAAGACUUUGCUAGUAUUACCACUAGGAGGAUCCUAUGGAAUAUUCAAUCUCCCUUUAAUAAGGGAGAGUUAUUUAUGCAUCGAAGCCUGAGCCACACCUUUCUGGACCAGGUUAGGAUAAAGAAAGUGUGCUAGUGGAGGCACAAAGCUCAUUAUGUAUAUAGUCCUCAGAACAGACUGCUCCUGUUACUGUUUUUCCAAGAAGUAACAUGUUGUUACUUCUUGUUAAAAAAGGGAGUACAACAAUAUUUAGAAUCUUGAAAGACAACAGGGCUUACAGUGCCUUUUAAACUUGCAAUGAGUAGGGUUUCUAUCAUAUUUUGUACCCUGUUUUGAGAAAAAGGCUGGAAUAUUUAUUACUUGUUCAGAAUUGGAAAGUCUCAAAAUCUCAAGUCCAGUUGCCAAACUGUGUAUAUAUGUAUGUAUAGUUUAUACACAUAAAUACAAAAGGGAAGAGAAAAUCAAUGGAAAAAUAUUCUUUAAAUGGUUGUCCAUGAGGUUAAUGGGUACAAUCUUAAUAGAAUUUACAAGCCUAUACCAAGUUAGUCCCAUGUUUUUUAGUCCUGGAACUCACAUUAAUGUUGAUCUCCCAAGUUCCCAUUGAUUAAUUGGGACUAGUGAAACUAACAAUCGGCUUUAAGCAUAAAUAAUACAGUGAGGCCCGACCUUUCUAAUUUACUUCUUAAGCCAAAAGGUGGUAACAAGUAUGCCUACCAUCACAUAGUAUGUGGUCAUGCUCACUUUCGGAAAUCUUUGCAGUAUAAAUGAGGCAACACAGAUUAGUCACAAUUGGUUUGGCUAACAGGGUUUUUCAGUCCAAUCAUCUUGCAGAUGUAUUUAUUAGUAAAAUUUUGCCAGGUCAAUAAAAUCAUUUCUUGCCACAUCCAACUUUCAGAACUUUACCAUUUGACAUGGCAGUACUUACAAGUGAAGAAAGGGAUAUUGGCCAGUCACUUAUUAAAUUUGGCUAUGCCCUUUAAAUGUAUUCAUAGCUGCAAAGCUAGCACUUGAACUCACUUUUUAAGUGGAUGCCAAUGUUGUAGUGUUGCAAAUAUUCUUUUCUGGUAUAAUCUCUAUUGAUAAGAUUUAGAAGUGCUCAGAGUUUGGAAAGUUAAUUUUAAAAAGCUCCAAGAAUGUUCCAUCUGAAUGUUUUGUAUUCAGCAACAUGUGACACAGAGCAAACCAGCACUUAAACCAUAUGCUAUACUCUUAUUAUUUAGUUUGAAACUAAAAAAUGUGGUACUCACUCCCCACAUAACGGUAACAGUAACUAAAAUACUAUUGGUUACACAACAGAUACAGGUUAUCCCCCAUUAAGUUAUAAUUGUCAUGCCAUGUAGCUACACCACAUGUAUUGGGGACAGGAAUUAAUUACAAGUAAUUUGUUACUUGUAAAUAUUUACUGCCAAGCUAUGGGAGCACUUACGUGGUAGAUAUGAUCAACAUGUUGGCAACUUCUACAUCCCUGCAUGAUGCUUAACAUCAUGAUGAGAAUCUCGUGAUAAUCAUAUCUCAUGGUAGCUUUCUUCAACCAAGCUGCCUCUAGAUACUUUGAACUGGUACUAAUAGGCGUUGCAACACAAAGCAACUGGAAAGCACCUGGCUGGGGAAGCCUGAACUAUGACAAUGUUUGAGGGAUUUUUAUAGUAAGCAAACCCAAACCUUUAAAAGUUGUUUUACAAAGCACACAUACAUACACAUGCGUGCGUGCAGAUACAACCCCUAGUUAAUUAUUUUCUGUAUAUUUUAAAACCACUAGGCUGUGGUUCAAAACAUUUUCUCCCAUCCACUUUGUUGUCACCACAGUACUCACAAAUGAGCACAAGUCGCAGCUCAAGCCAGCACUUGAACAAUGUGAUAUUUUUCCUUCACUAAGUGAAGUCACAUCCGCAUAUAACUAUAAAAAUAACAUUAAAUGACUAAAGUUUUCCCUUACUAAGCUGUCAAAUAGUUAUACCAUAUUGAAUGAAUUUCAAAUAACUAGUUGUUUUAUAUAAUUAUUUCCAAGUUAUGAGCAAAAUAUAUACAGGUUGAGCAUCGCUUGUCCAGAAUUUCAAAGUCCAAAAUUGUCCAGAAUCUGAAAUUGUCCACAGUAGUGGCUGAGAUAAUGACCCUCUUGGUUUUUGGUGGUUUAAUGUACACAAACUUUGUUUCAUGCCCAGAAUCAUUAAAAAUACUAGAUAUAAUUACCUUCAGACUAUGUGUAUAAGGUGUAUAUGAAACAUAAAUGAAUUUUAUCUUUAGACCUGGGUCACAACUCCAAGAUAUCUCACUAUGCAUGUACAGUAGAGUCUCACUUAUCCAAAAUAAAUGGGCCGACAGAACAUUUAUAAGCGAAAAUGUUGGAUAAUAAGGAGGGAUUAAGGGAAAGCGUAUUAAACAUCAAAUUAUGUUAUGAUUUUACAAAUUAAGCACCAAAACAUCAUGCUUUACAACAAAUGGAUAGAAAACGCAGUUCAGUACAUGAUAACGUUAUGUAAUAAUUAUUAUAUUUAUGAAUUUAGCACCAAAUUUUCACAAUUUAUUGAAAAACUGACUACAAAAACAUUGACUACUAAAAGGCAAACUGCGUUGGAUAAUACAGACCCUUGGAUAAGUGGAGCGUGAAUAAGUGAGACUCUACUGUAUAUGCAAAUACAGGUAUUCCAAAAUCUGAAAUCCAAAACACUUUUGUCCCAAGCAUUUUGGAUAAGGAAUACAACCUGUACACCCAAUUUGAAACAUGGUUCUAUAUAUAUAAUUCUAUUUGAAUGAAAAUAUUGAAAAAACUGGAUCCCUGUUUGUAGUUUGUCUUCCACUAUAACUCAGAUAUAAAGAGAUCACAAGAAAUGUGAAAGCACAUUAACCAGUAUUGUUCAACGCAUUUUUAUUUGAUAAAACGGUCAGUGCAGGAAACUGUGGUCAUUGCUAUGUAUGUACUAUAUAAAUAUUUAUGUAUAUAAUCUUAUUCUAUCAAAUGUUACAGUAUGAUACAGUGUUUUAAUUUUUAUAUAUCUAUUGUGUAGUUGUUUUCACAAGAUUUGUAGAUUUGGUGGGCUCAGAAAGGUUUGACAUACAGCUGCUUGAAAUGUCACUUGUGAAAGUCCAAAAGGUUAUCCAACCAGAAUGAAAUGGCCAACAUGUUGUUGAAGAGAGUUACGACAAUAAAUUUCAAGAAUUCA